AUGUUGCGACCUAGUGUAUUAAGAUACAGCUCCAAACGCCCAUCCUUUCGGAACGGGGCUCGGGCUUUCCCUCGGUCACGAUACUUCUCAAUACAGAUUCCUCAACGACAAGAAGUACGGGAUGCAUAUAUUUUAAGUGCCUCCAGGACGCCUACUGCGAAGUUUAAUGGCUCUUUUCUCACUAUAUCUGCUCCACAGCUUGCUGCUGUCGCUAUUAAGUCUGCUCUAGAAAAGUCUAAAGUCCCAGUUAAGGAUGUCACGGAUGUAUACAUGGGAAACGUCUUGCAAGGGUCAAUUGGCCAAGCUCCUGCCAGACAAGCCGUCAUUUUUGCCGGUCUUCCUUCAACCGUUGAAGCAAUCACCAUCAAUAAGGUCUGUGCGUCGGGCUUGAAGGCAGUCGUUUUCGCAGCCCAGAAUAUACAGCUCGGCCUCAGCGAGGUGCAAAUAGCAGGCGGCAUGGAGAAUAUGUCUCAGGUGCCGUAUUAUGUUCCUCGCGCGAGUACACUGCCCCCGUUUGGACACAUCAAGAUGGAAGACGGACUGAUAAAGGACGGGUUGACGGACGUGUACGACCAAUUCCAUAUGGGAGUCUGCGCCGAAACAACCGCCAAAAAAUAUGAAAUAUCCCGCGAGGCGCAAGAUAACUACGCUAUUUUGUCAUACGAACGAGCUCAAGCUGCGUGGAAGGACAAUGCGUUCGCAGACGAGAUCGCUCCGGUCACCGUAAAAGGCCGGAAGGGUGACGCUAUCAUUGACACCGAUGAGGGUUAUUUGGAUAUUAAAUUGGAUAAGGUCUCUACCCUGAAACCUGCCUUUGUUCGCGAUGGGACUGGCACCGUUACCGCAGCGAACUCGUCUACGUUGAACGAUGGUGCCAGUGCUCUAGUACUAGGAAGCAAGGAUGUCGCCAAAGAAUUCGGAGCCGGUUCGAGAGUUCUGGCGAGAAUAUGCAGUUCCGCUGAUGCCGCAGUCGAUCCUGUAGAUUUCCCCAUCGCUCCAGCUAAGGCUGUGCCCAUUGCUCUAGAACGUGCGGGGAUUACAAAAGACCAGGUUGCCGUCUGGGAAUUUAAUGAAGCGUUCGCCGCUAUUCUGGGGCUUCAAAAUGCUAGAGUAAAUCCAUUAGGCGGCGCAAUUUCCUUAGGACACGCGCUGGGUAGUUCAGGAUCCCGAAUCCUUACAACACUAUUACACCAGCUUAAGCCAGGAGAGUAUGGUCAAAGCCCAUCCCGUAACGCGAUCUCAUACGGUUCUCCCAUAAUGUCGUUAACCACCAAAUUCCUCGCUGGAAUUCGCGAUAUACUUAAAAGUCUUGAUGGAGAAGCGCUACGUGAUUGGCUAAAGGUAGAGCCACCUUUGCCACAAGAAUAUUAUGAUCUGGCAGCUGAGCUCAGGAAUGGCUAUCAAGAUGAUGAGAUGCUAGAAAAGCUCGUCGAGGACUCUUUACCUGAAGAAGACGUAUCAGAAGGGCAGGGAACGUCGUGGCCCGGCUUCAUCGCCUUCGUAAAAGAUUAUCUCGAAUAUUGGAGGGACGUAGAUUUCGAUGACCUCCUAAGAGCCCAUCAGCUACUUACAGCAUUGACUAAUUCAUGCGCAACGGGGCUUAAUAAUCCUACUUAUGGAACCAUUAUGUUACAGACAAGCAUAUCACUCUGCGCGUCUCUUUCGACUUUGUCUAUGACGCUGAAUAAACGGCCCGAUUUAACAAGGAAGCUGGCUGCCUUCCAUGCCGGCGACGAGGAAAGGAAAUCUGUCAUCGAGGUCACAGCGGAGAUUAUGCAGAAAUUCUUCACCACAUGCCUUACCGAUCGUUCGAGCCCGCGGUUCGCGCAGCCUACGGGCAAAAAGGCUGGCAUCUACAUAUUUGCCAACAAAACCUUGAAGCUUCUUACCAUGAAUAACAAGUCUUAUUUGGCGACGCAGCUCUUAACCAACAUCAUGGCAAAAUCUCCACCGCUGUCGUACUACCCAGCCGCUCAGAGAGUGACGUUUCUCUAUUUUCUCGGUCGUUUUCACUUUAAUCAUACGCACUACUGGCGGGCGGCGCAAUGCUUCCAAGAAGCCUAUUCACAAACGCCACCACGCUUCUUAAAACAUCGGCGUAUUGUACUCACUUAUCUAAUACCCUGUAACUUUAUCUUGGGUCGCCUGCCCUCUCAGGCUCUUUUACAGCGACCGGAAGCGCAAUCCAUGGCUCAAUGUUAUUCUCAGUUCUCGGAAGCAAUACGCAAAGGCGAUUAUAUAUACUAUCAGCACACAUUUAAGCAAUAUGAAAAAUGGCUACGAGAUAAAGGUUUACCGUUGUUUACUGCCCUUCAGUACCGCAUCCGACCACUGCUUUGGCGAUCACUUUCUCGACGAACCUUCCUCCUGACAUACACGCCACCCACCGAGGAUGACUCGCGUAAAGCUGCUAUAUUAAAACUUGGGGAUCUGCAAACCACAAUGACUUAUGUUCAAAAACGCCUAGAAGGAUACCUCCCCGCUACACCGGCGCCGAAGGGACGACAAGCGAAUGUUAACAGUUAUCUAUUAAAAGCCGUCUCUAACAGUGCCGGUUCCACCCCUAAAAUUUCUACGCUCGUAGCUCCCCCCGGCGGACCUAAGCAGUUACCGGCAGAUGAGGGUAUAUUGUCAGGGAACAUAGCGGUCAAGGACUAUCACGUCGAAAACAUAGUUGCUUCGUUAAUCGCUCAGGAUCUUCUCCAUGGAUACAUAGCGCACUCUCAAGCGGUCUUCGCGAUUAUGGGUACGAAGCAGAAGGGCAGCGCGCUAAUUGCAGGAUGGCCGAACGUGAGCGAGGUGAUAGAUCAAAGAUCAAUCGAAACAUUUGUCCCUGGCUGGGUUAAAGACGAAUAG
Molecule: messenger RNA, 2856 nt
Organism: Hypoxylon trugodes
Lineage: Eukaryota; Fungi; Ascomycota; Sordariomycetes; Xylariales; Hypoxylaceae
Product: thiolase
Exons: 6
Coding region: 1-2856 (951 amino acids)
Biological process (GO): fatty acid beta-oxidation
Molecular function (GO): acetyl-CoA C-acetyltransferase activity
Source: RefSeq, a predicted model, not a curated record